Molecule: messenger RNA, 738 nt
Organism: Diceros bicornis minor
Lineage: Eukaryota; Metazoa; Chordata; Mammalia; Perissodactyla; Rhinocerotidae
Gene: DKK4
Product: dickkopf WNT signaling pathway inhibitor 4
Exons: 4
Coding region: 47-703 (218 amino acids)
Biological process (GO): negative regulation of canonical Wnt signaling pathway; multicellular organism development
Cellular component (GO): extracellular region
Molecular function (GO): receptor antagonist activity; co-receptor binding
Source: RefSeq, a predicted model, not a curated record
GGAGGACGUGGAGUGCUGGGAGGGUCGAGGAGACCUGGGACUGAGGAUGGUGGUGGUGUUCUUGCUGGGGCUCAGCUGGUUCUGCGCUCCCCUGGGGGCUCUGGUUCUGGACUUCAACGACAUCAAGAGCCCUGCCAACGUACCAGGGGCUCAGAAGGGUUCACAGUGCUUGUCUGACAAGGACUGCAGCACCAGAAGAUUCUGCCUCAAGCCCCAAGAGGAGACGUCAUUCUGCACGGCGUGUCGUGGGUUACGGAAGAGGUGCCAGCGCGAUGCCAUGUGCUGCCCAGGAGCGCUCUGCAUGAACGGUGUUUGUACUGCAAUGGAAGAUGCAACCCCGGUAUUGGAAAGGCAGAUGGCUGACCAAGAUGACAUAGAUACAAAAGGACCAACUGAGCAUCCAAUUCAGGAAAACAAACCCAAAAGGAAGCCAAAUGUUAAGAAAUCACAAGGACAAGAGGGAGAAAGCUGUCUUAGAACUUUUGACUGUGGACCUGGGCUUUGCUGUGCUCGUCAUUUUUGGACUAAAAUUUGUAAACCAGUCCUAUUGGAGGGACAGGUCUGCUCUAGGAGAGGGGAUAAAGACACUGCUCAAGCUCCAGAAAUCUUCCAGCGCUGUGACUGUGGUCCUGGACUAUUAUGUCGAAAUCAAGUGACCGGCAGUCAACAACACGCACGGUUAAGAGUAUGCCAAAAAAUCUAAAAAGCUGCAAGUAUUUCAAAAUAAAGAUGACUCUU